AUGGCGCGCAGGAGGGGCGCCGCGGCGGCGUUGACGGCGGCCUUGUCCUCGCCGGCUCUGGUGGCGGCGGUAUCCGUGAUGGCGCUGGGAUACUACUCCACGGUGUUCGUCUUCCUGGACCACUGGCUCGGCCUCGGCACGACGGCCGGCGCCGCCCACGCGGCCGCCUUCUCCCUCAUCGUCGCCGCCUGCUUCUUCUCCUUCCUCUGCGCUGCGGCCGCGGAUCCCGGCGCAGUGCCCGCCGCCUUCUCCCCCGACGCCGAGGACCCGCAGGGUCUGAAAUCAAGGUACUGUGACAAGUGUUGCAUGUACAAGCCUGCUCGAACCCACCAUUGCAAGGUUUGCAAAAGGUGUGUUCUGAAAAUGGAUCACCACUGUGUGUGGAUCAACAACUGCGUGGGCUAUGCGAACUACAAACCUUUCAUCAUUUGCGUCCUGAAUGCAACCAUAGGGUCUCUUUAUGCAUCGGUGAUAUUUGUGCGUGAUCUUCUACAAACAGAGCAUAACUUUCAUAUUCUUUAUGUCAAGAUAAUCCAUAUCUUGGCUGGAGUCAUAUUAUUCUCCUUGUGCUUGACCAUAGGUUCUCUAUUGUGCUGGCACAUCUAUCUCAUGUGCCAUAACAUGACAACCAUAGAGUAUCGUGAGGCAGUUAGAGCGAAGUGGCUUGCAAAGAAGAGUGGACAGAACUACCGUCACCGCUUUGAUCAAGGCACGAGGAAGAAUAUUCAAAUGAUUAUGGGUACAAAUGUUUUCUGCUGGCUUUGCCCCACAGCAACGGGACAUCUCAAGGAUGGCACAGAGUUCCAGAACACCAACAACUGAUCAGGACGAAGAACAACAUUGCUUCACAAACACAACACCAAGAUGUGCAAAUUAUUUGGUGAUCAAAUAGAUGAUUUGUACCAUUGGAUUGUUGACACCCACGCAGACGUGAAGAACUCCGAAAAUUUUCUCAAUCAUGUAGCAUCAUGUAAAUCUUACCUCCCACACCCCCUUCCAACUUCAGUGUAUGUUCAAAUUUAUAGGUGUGUGUACAGUAGCUUGAGGUUGGGCAUUGUUUGUGUAUUUAAUUGCAAAUGUAACCAGAAUAUUUGUCUGAAAAUUUGAGCUGUGAACAUGGCACGCAAUGAGAAUGUGGAAGGAAGUUUUUUCUGAUAA
This is a messenger RNA of Lolium rigidum, 1158 nucleotides long. RefSeq names its product probable protein S-acyltransferase 15. Gene Ontology annotation, molecular function: palmitoyltransferase activity. The record is from RefSeq and is a predicted model, not a curated record. The transcript is spliced from 7 exons. NCBI's taxonomy places the organism in Eukaryota, Viridiplantae, Streptophyta, Magnoliopsida, Poales, Poaceae. Bases 1 to 822 code for a protein of 273 amino acids.